Arachis ipaensis is the source of this 653-nucleotide messenger RNA. The record is from RefSeq and is a predicted model, not a curated record. NCBI's taxonomy places the organism in Eukaryota, Viridiplantae, Streptophyta, Magnoliopsida, Fabales, Fabaceae.
UUCCCUAAACCCACCCCCUCCUUCAAAGCCAUUCUCUGAAGAAACAAACCCCAAACUUUCCCUAGCUUCUUCUGCCCAGUUUUGCCGCCGCCGUCGUGGUUGUCGGCGCCUCUGUGACUUCCUCCUUCCCCCUGUCCCAAACCCACAACUUAUGCUCCAUCUCCCUUUCGUUCCUAACCGUGGUUCUUCUCAACCCCUGUUCGUACUUCGCUCUUUUCUUCCCCGCUCGGUGUCCAUUCUCCAUCGUCUUCAUCCUGUGCGCCGUCAUCUUGUCGCCCAUGUUCCCGAUUCUAGGAUUUUCCCCGUUCCUGAUUCGAUUUGGGAACCCGAGGCGCUAGGGUUUCUGCGCCCUGCUAGAUUCGAUUCUUUCUUUCUCCUCCUCCAAGAAUUCAAGAUGUUUUGGCGCUUGGCUGGCUUGUCUACUGCGUCUCCUAGUGAUCAGAGCUUUGCCAUGAUGGAAGUAUUAAUCAAGAAGCAGUUGCUGAUAACGAUGUAUCUGGCUACAAGGAUGUGAAGGACAUGGAGUGGGUUAAAAACAAAUUUUCAGUGAAAUCAUCAGUAGGAAAAGAAGAUCUCUAAAGGUAGUUGAUAAUAGGAACAUGUUUUUCAUCUUUGAGUUGUACAAUUAAAAUAUAUAGUUCUUGUUAAUUGUU